AUGAGCCACAUACAGAAAAGAGCACUAGUGGUUAUCUUCCCUGGGUUCAACAUCCUCGAUGUGAGCGGUCCAGUUUCAGUACUAUACAACUCGGACUUCUCGGUGAGCUAUGCCGCCAAGGAUGAACUCACAACAUCUCAAGAGAACGCAACGGUUAAGAGAGAUAUAUCCCUUGCUGAAGCCAAACUUAAUCUGCCCGACUAUGAAAUAUUGGUUGUACCUGGCUCACGACCAAAUAAUAUCAUACCACACGUGCAACCCGAGCAGGGGCAGUUAUCGGAGCUUGUCAAAUUUAUCAGCUGUUUUGCUUCGGAUAUAGAUCAAGAUAGCGCGCCGCAGCGCACAAUCUUGGCCGUCUGCAUCGGAUCCUUCUUCUUAGCCUCUGGAGGUGUACUUGAUGGCCUCACUGCAACCACACACCGUCUUGCUGUCUCUGGGCUACGAGCUGUAACCCAGCGUUAUGUGGAUCAAACUCCCGGUGCAAAAGGGACUCGAGUCGUCCCCGAGAAUUCCUCGGGAUUAGUUUCAUAUCUGGAUGCUGGUCGGAAUCAGUUCGGAGUCAGAAUUAUUACAACGGGCGCUAUGGUCAAUGGGAUCGAUGCCGCUUUGCAUUUUGUCAGCCUUGGUUCGAGUCGAUCAUUUGUAGCUGAGGUCGCGGCUCUCAUUGGGCAUCAAUGGAAGGAUGUAUAA
Messenger RNA from Penicillium expansum, 690 nucleotides. Its product is annotated as DJ-1 domain, InhA-type. The record is from RefSeq and is a predicted model, not a curated record. NCBI's taxonomy places the organism in Eukaryota, Fungi, Ascomycota, Eurotiomycetes, Eurotiales, Aspergillaceae. The transcript has a single exon. Bases 1 to 690 code for a protein of 229 amino acids.